Phaeodactylum tricornutum CCAP 1055/1 is the source of this 1169-nucleotide messenger RNA. RefSeq lists its product with no specific name. The transcript has a single exon. NCBI's taxonomy places the organism in Eukaryota, Bacillariophyta, Bacillariophyceae, Surirellales, Neidiaceae. The record is from RefSeq and is a predicted model, not a curated record. Gene Ontology annotation, molecular function: iron ion binding; L-ascorbic acid binding; oxidoreductase activity, acting on paired donors, with incorporation or reduction of molecular oxygen. The coding region runs from base 87 to 1169 and encodes 360 amino acids.
CACACAUGGUGAUCAAACACUUCCUGAUCAGCUUCAUAAUUGUACAGCUUCACUGAAGACUCCCCAUUUUUCUUCCUGCGGAGAAGAUGAUUGAAAUUAAAUCAUGUAUUCUGUAUAUUCUAGCUUUGUCUGAUUGCAGGAGCAACGCCCUCAGUACAAUUCGAAGCGCGGCAUCGACUCGAUUAAUCUUUACUCUGCCACGAUUUUACGAGGAUAAGGUGGAUGAUGCCAUCUAUCCAUCACCUCUUCACAAUAUACACGUUAGAACUAUACUGUCUGAUGACGAAGCCAAGGCAUGCUUGAGAAUAUCUUCAGACUUCGCAAAAGCCACUGGCCGUUGGGAUCGACCCGAUUCUGACCGUCACGCCUCGUACGCAACUUGCGAUUUCGCCGUUGAAGACUGCACGAUCCUAGAAGAUUAUUUAGAGAAAAUUGGCUUUACUGGUAGGAUAUUUGACGAGCUGAACGAGGUAUACGGCGUCGAACAGGAAGACAUGUCAUUCUUGGAUUUAUUCUGCGCUCAUUAUCAAACGAAAACUGACUGCAAUCAAGGGUCUAUGGAUCGCCUGGAACCACAUCGAGAUGGUUCCAUUUUGUCGUUUUCUAUUACCAUAAACGACCCUGAUGAUUUUGAAGGUGGAGGUACUCUUUUUGAUGGCUUGCGCGAUGUCGUGUCAACAUCAUCAGUAUUGAAAAACGGUGGCGUGGUUCGACCAACUAGAGCAGGCGAUGCCGUCUUCCACUCUGGAAAAGCCCUACAUGGCGCCAAUGCCAUCACGUCUGGCAAACGCACUGUUCUGGUAGGUUUCGUAGAUGUAGCACCAUGGUGCGAGAGACCGGGAGCACUCUCUGCAGCGUGUCGCGAUUGGGGCCGGAUGGAUGUUGCGAGUUUGCGAUACGAACGUCAAUCAAAAAAGACAAGGAGCGGCGCCAAGGGCUGGAUUCUGAACAACUCAAGAUGGAUGUCGAAGAAAACCAGUAAGGGUGGCGCUGGGCGAAGUCACCUGGAGGGCUUCAGUCCAGCCUUUGCCUCUGUCGAAAGUCGAGCCGAUAAAGAGUUCCAGCGCCAGAAAAAUCUUGAGACAGAAGACAAGCUUCUGCGAACAAUUCUCCUCUCCAAACCCGAAAGCAAAAUCAAUUUUUUUGGCGGGGAUGUGACGGUCUUGUAG